UUGGUGUAGGGUUUGGUUUGAGAUUCUCUUUCACUUCCCUGUCAAACUUUGCAGCAGUCACUUGCAGAACAAAAAAAAAAAAAGGGGGCAACCUUGCAGCAGUCCGUUUCUGUUUCCUUCCACUGAAUUGGGUCAAUAAUUUUGCGCUUCCAAGCGUUUGUUAUCUCUCAAAUGUGUUGAAUUUCUUGCACAUCAAACUCGCAGAUUCAUGGGUACACUUGAUUUCCAGGCUACCUCACCUCUCUACAUCAUCAAAUCCUCUGGAAGCUUUUGCCCUUCUUCGUACAGACUCGGCUGCUACCCAUUUGGAAGAAACCAGUGGAAUAGGAUGAGGCUUACUUGCACGGCCUCGUCCACCAUUCCUUCUCAGGAACUAAAGCAGGCAGAAGGUCAACAGCCGCCGGUGACUGGGGAUUCUUUUAUUCGGCCUCAUCUCCGGCAGUUGUCGCCUUACCAGCCCAUUUUGCCUUUUGAGGUUUUGUCAGCUCAACUAGGUAGAAAGCCUGAGGAUAUUAUCAAAUUAGAUGCAAACGAAAACCCAUAUGGUCCACCUCCAGAGGUUUUUGAGGCUUUGGGGUCAAUGAAGUUUCCAUAUGUUUAUCCUGAUCCUCAAAGCCGUAGAUUGCGUGCUGCUCUUGCCCAGGACUCAGGUCUAGAAUCUAAAUAUAUUCUUGCCGGUUGUGGUGCUGAUGAACUCAUUGAUUUGAUUAUGCGUUGUGUUCUGGAUCCUGGUGACAAAAUUGUGGACUGCCCGCCUACCUUUACAAUGUAUGAAUUUGAUGCAGCUGUUAAUGGGGCAUGUGUUAUCAAAGUACUCAGGAAGUCAGACUUCAGCUUGGAUGUGGAAAAAAUUGCUGAAGUCGUUAAGCAGGAGAAGCCCAAGUGCAUAUUUCUAACUUCUCCAAACAACCCAGAUGGGAGUAUAAUCAGUGAUGAAGUUCUCUUGAAGAUCCUUGAUCUGCCUAUAUUGGUUGUGCUAGAUGAAGCAUACAUUGAAUUUUCAGGAGUUGAAUCUAGGAUGCAAUGGGUGAAAAGCCAUGAAAAUCUGAUUGUCCUCCGCACAUUUAGUAAAAGGGCUGGUUUGGCUGGCCUCCGUGUCGGAUAUGGAGCUUUUCCGCUGAGUAUUAUUGAAUAUCUCUGGAGAGCGAAACAACCAUAUAACGUCUCUGUUGCUGCCGAAGUUUCUGCAUGUGCAGCACUGACGAAUCCUGCCUAUCUGGAGGAGGUAAAAGUGGCUUUGGUUCAAGAACGGGAGAGAAUGUAUAAGCUUUUAAAAGAAGUGCCUUUCCUCAACCCAUAUCCUAGCUACUCUAAUUUCAUUCUCUGUGAGGUUACAUCUGGAAUGGAUGCCAAGAAACUGAAGGAAGAUCUUGCAAAGAUGGGUGUGAUGAUCCGUCAUUACAACAACAAAGAAUUAAAGGGAUAUGUUCGUUUCUCUGUUGGGAAGCCUGAGCACACCGAUGCGUUAAUGAAGUGCCUUAAAAGCUUCUAUUGACAUGCUCCUGAUCCCGAAGGUUCCCUUCAAGGGUGAAGAAACCCAACUCCAAGGGAAGAGUUUGAUACCUUCAACUCAUUCAACAUCGCCGCCAUUAGUUGUGCUUCUUUUCAAGUACUAAGACAUUUGAUCAUUAGAUCGUGCCCCCAGUGUUUAGCAGCUUCUGACCUUAAUUUGAUGUUCUAUAUAUAAUGCUAUACAUAUAUUUAUCUCUAUACAGGCUGAAAAUCAAAUUAUUCAGGAUAUGGGGUUUUUGUUUUGUUUUAUUUUUGGUGAUAUAAUUCUGUAUGUUGUUGGGGAUAGGAAGAAAUUGGAAAGACUCUUUUCUUUUUCUUGUU
Molecule: messenger RNA, 1833 nt
Organism: Diospyros lotus (date-plum)
Lineage: Eukaryota; Viridiplantae; Streptophyta; Magnoliopsida; Ericales; Ebenaceae
Product: histidinol-phosphate aminotransferase, chloroplastic-like
Exons: 9
Coding region: 209-1495 (428 amino acids)
Biological process (GO): L-histidine biosynthetic process
Molecular function (GO): L-histidinol-phosphate:2-oxoglutarate transaminase activity; pyridoxal phosphate binding
Source: RefSeq, a predicted model, not a curated record